ACAUCCAUCAACUUUUAAGAUGACGAAUUGACGACGACAUGCUGCAUGCAUCCUGGUUGUUGUACGGUUUAAAGUAAAUACUUGUUGGGAGUAGGGAAAAUGCUGUAAGACAAGCCCAGCUAACAAAAGUUGGGCUGAUGUACAAAUUAAGACCAAUUGAAGGCCCGAUAACAUUGGCCUAUCCACAAGGCGACCGCGAACUCCUCAUACAGUCAAGCUCCCGCUACUGCUACUGCUCCUACGGUCCUACCCCAUCUCUUUACCUCAAACGUCUGCAGAUGCUGCUGUUUAUUUUUCUUCUUUAAAUUAAAGAAAAUUCUGGUAUUUUUGGGGGAAGGAGUGAGUGUUGGGGUUAUGGCUAAAGCCCUUGAUUUGCAGGACUUCCUUCUCCGCGGUCGAGUCUUGAAGCUUUAUAGGCAAGCACUUGGGAUUACCCGAAGAGCCCCCGUUGAUUCCAGAGGUGAACUAAGAUCGAUGAUUCGACACGAACUGGAGAACAACAGGCGCUGCAAUGACAGGCAACGGACUCGUUUUCUGCUUAGUGAAGGUUUGGAGAGAUUGAAACGUCUCAACGACAUGCUCGACAUGCAAGGUCACUAGUUGUAUUCCUUAAUUUGUUGAGUUUCUGAAUGUCAACAUUCCCCUUGUACUCUUAGAACAUGAACAGGUGACUCAUGCUGCAUUUGUUAACAUAUGAUGUUUAUUUUGAAA
Pyrus x bretschneideri (Chinese white pear) is the source of this 711-nucleotide messenger RNA. RefSeq lists its product as uncharacterized. The record is from RefSeq and is a predicted model, not a curated record. Gene Ontology annotation, cellular component: mitochondrion. Bases 355 to 600 code for a protein of 81 amino acids. NCBI's taxonomy places the organism in Eukaryota, Viridiplantae, Streptophyta, Magnoliopsida, Rosales, Rosaceae. The transcript is spliced from 3 exons.